Molecule: messenger RNA, 5779 nt
Organism: Hydractinia symbiolongicarpus
Lineage: Eukaryota; Metazoa; Cnidaria; Hydrozoa; Anthoathecata; Hydractiniidae
Product: tensin-1-like
Exons: 14
Coding region: 1373-5041 (1222 amino acids)
Biological process (GO): dephosphorylation
Molecular function (GO): phosphatase activity; protein binding
Source: RefSeq, a predicted model, not a curated record
GCUACGCCAAUCACUGAACAGCUUUUGUGUUUCCGGAUCCCUACCAUUCAUCCGGACCCCUACUAUUCAUCCGGAUGUAACUUCUCAGACGUAAACAUCGUUUUACAAGAUGGAACCUCGCUUAACCAUUGUGUGAAAGAAAGAGCAAUUUAGUUUUACACGAAUUACGGACAGUCAAAGGACGACCGCCAUCUUAGCCAUAAUACGUAACUUCUGCGCCACCAUAUUGUUUGCCUGCGUGCGUUGUCGUUUGUAUUUGUUCUACGUUUGGUGUAUCAUGAAGAGUGUGGUUUACGCCUUUUUAAUCUGAGCGUUGCUAUUGCUUUCGGUUUCCGGUUGAUUUGUAUUGACAUACUCUAUAAUUAGCAGACUUUUGUUGUUGUUUGUGAGAUUAGCGGAGACCGGCUGUUUAGUGAGAUAGUACUGCUAGCUAGAUUUUACAUUUUAUUACCCACGUUCACACGUUGUGGUGACUUCAGCUCAAAGGUUUCAAUACAAAGUGUUUAAAAAAAAAUAUGGAGCUGAACAAAAAGCGGCGCUUGAAUAAACAGACCAAGAUUUCCGUUGUACGUAAUUUUCGUCACAGUAAAAAUUCAGUCUUUUGCCGCGUAAAUAGUUGGAUUUUUUCACUGCAUAUACAUUAUUUACGAAUUAGGCGACAACAUUUGCUGUUAUUUGAUUGGUUGCUACCGUUUUUGUUAUUUAUUUUUUUUUUUCUUUUUUCUCAAUUUCCGUUCCUAACUGCGGGGAAAGUCAAUAAUUUCAACUUUUACCGCGGGAAAGCAACAGAAAAAACAUUAACUAAUCACAAUUUAGUCUUAUACCCUAAACGCCUGCACACGGAGCUCUUUUUUAAAACUUAAUUGAUUAUUCCCAGAAAUCUACACUGUGAUUAGUGAUUACAACAUUUAAGUUAAAAACAUGGAUUUAAUUGUCUUUUACAUUUGUGUAGAGUAAUGUUUAUAAGAACUUAAUCACCGUCAUAAUUUUUCUAUUUACGUCCAUUCUGAAGUAGAUUUUUGAAAACAUUAACUUCUGUUCAAGUGUAUGCAAAACAUUGAUAACAUUCCAAGUGGUUUUUCAUAAAACAAAAAAUAAUAAGAUUGAUUUCGGAUUUCAUAUUUUCUUAAAUGAUGUGCUGACUGUAGAAAAAGUUGAAGCAGGAACAUCAAGUAGUCUUAAUUGACAAGUUUGUUGACUUUUGGGAUUUAGUAAAGUUUUUACUCUUGAUGAAAAUUUUCUUCUUAAGAAGUUUUAAUAUCGAUGUCAUUUAUGCUGUUGUGAAUGAAAAAUAGUGAAAUUUAUUUAUUAAAAAAUAUCCGUCAAAUUUACAGCGAAAUAGAAAAAAAAAUACUGGUUCCGACUUUCUAAUAUGGAUGAAAACAACAACUUGAUACGAAAUCUAGUAAAAGAACCCCCGCAAAGGAAGAAAUGUGCUAUUAACGAAAGCGUAAGGCGUAAUAAAGCAGGAACAACGAACAUGUCAACACCGAUAUCAACAAAACUCGACCAUCCGUCACAUUCAGUUAACAUGAAAGAUUUUCACGAUCGUUAUGAUUCGAAAUUUGAUGCUGAUUUUAAACUACAUAACAGCUAUAACAAUGAAAAUACAGGCGAUCAUAAGCGUGAUUGUUCGGUACAUCACGAGCGUAAGUUUGAUAGCGUGGAUGAAAAAUCUUUUAUGGACGAAGUCCUUUCACAGGCGAGUGAUGCAACAGGAAUGUUGUUUAUACUUGAGGACAACGUCAACACUGAAUUGACAGAAACUCACUCAGUCAAUGAUAAAAACAAAUUCAUUGUUGACUCCGAUACCCAGCGUUUUACAGUGAAUAAGGAUAAUAAAGUGGACUCGGUUAACCAAAGGCUAAGCUCUAAGUUUAAGGAAAACUCAAUUUCAACACCUUCAAGGGCAAAGAAAACGAAACCUGCUCCGUUGAUAUUAUACGAUGAGUCAGACUAUGUUGUUGUGCCAGAUUUUGAAGAAAGACAACAAGAACUUGUGAAGGAGACAUGUUUGGUUGACCCUCUCAGUCCGGAAACACAAAAAAGAGAAGUGAUUGGUUGUUUGCGGACAAUACGCGGAAUCUUCGAUAUAGAAAGACAAAUGACUGGGAUGGUCGAGACAACUAAACAUCGUACAAAUCCGAAACAUGUAGCUGGUCCAGUAGAUGGAAACCCUUAUGCUCAGAUUGAUCCCAUCCUUAAAGAGAAACUUCGAGCCAGACCCUCUAUGCCAGAAAACGACAGUUAUAAUUUAACAACUGGCAUAGAAGAUUUGGAUAAUUUGUUAGGAGAGAUAAAUUACCUAACAAGUAAGGCGGACGUAAACGGAAACACCUAUGCCAGCAAGAAAAUUGCCACAGUUGACGUCACAGAUCAUGGCGCAAGAAAGUCAAAGUCAAGCGUAACCAAACACGCUCCUCCGCCAGUGGAAGGGAAAAUAACUAUGCAGCAAUGUGGGAUUCUGCACCAAGCUCCAAGUUUACAACUUCAUCCAGUUAUGGAGGGUAAAAUUGCUGUCGAACAGCGUAGAGUCUUGCACCAAGCUCCUGGUGUACAACACAAGUCAGUGUCUGAUGACGUUUUUUCGAACAGUCCAAGUGCAAGAACCGUUGACGAUCUGUUGUAUGAGUUAGAUCAUUCUCCUUUGAACAGUAGCUACGGCAUGCGCAAGCCUUUGAAGAGAAACGCCUCUUCUUACGAUAACGACUCUUUGUGUAGUGGCAGUGAAAGUGACCAACAUAUUCUUCGAAGUGACACAAGUAGAAACGAUUCCGUUGAUGGCAUAAUGGAAAUACAUCCCGGUAUGGUAGCCCAGCAUGUUCGGAACCUUAAUAAAGUUUUAUUCACAGAAGAGAAUGAGUACCAACGAAAGUACGGAGUGCCAUUGGCUGGUUUUAAUUCACCGGAUGUUGUUCAACAGAAAGUGACCAAGUUUAACAGUCGCUCGGUUGCCCCUGGUUACUGCAGCUCUCCUCCUUCGCAGAUUUAUCACAGUCAAGGUGGCAUGACCAAGAUUAAUUAUGAACAUCAACCUGAUCACGUGGAUGCUGGUACUAGGCAACCAGUGUUGUUUGACCACUCCAAACAAAAUGGUCAUGUUUUGCAUGAUAGUGACUUUCAUGAUAUGCCAAGCGAUGAUAUGUCUCUACCAUCCCAUCACGAGGAUCAAGAUUAUUCAUCAAAAACAGGGACACUUUUAUCGCGAUCAGAUUCUGCAUAUGGAGAAUCGAUGAGAAGUUCUUCGCCGUCGCCCGUUAUGACGCCCGUCAGUCGUUCGUACGACGGCCAUCUUGACGGGCCGUUCACACACGUUAGUACGUACCCGAGUCAUGAAGAACGAGUAGGUAAUUCGUACAGCCCAAGAUCGGAUACUAACAACAAUGGAAAGUCGUCGGGCAUCGGUAGCCGUACAUCUAGUAUGACCAGCUUAGAAUAUGAAGAAGAUGGCGCCGGUUACGUGAAAGUCGACGAUAUCAAGCGUCAACCACUUGUGCACAAAACAGUCACUCAAAGUGAGCCUGAGGUGCCGGUGAAGUAUACGCCUGUUAAAGGUAAAAGUGAAUCAACUCAAGACACCAUUCCCAUUCAGUUAAAAGCAGUUCCUGCAGUGGAAACCAUCCCAUAUCAACGCUCAACAAAGCGUACUUUAACAGUGGUAGAAGAACAUAUCCAACCCGCGCAUAUACAACGAGAAGUCGAGUGUUUGAACGAAGAUAUAUUCAAACAUUUACUGGCUGACGAUUUGAAGCGAACAAAUGAAGUAGGAAUGCCGACAUAUGUAAUGCCGGCAUAUGACGACCGUUUGACGACGUCGAGUAACGAAGACGAAGUCCACAUAUCUGGCAACGUUUUACAUCGAAAACAACCAAAUACCAACACGAUUAAAAAAAGCACUAUAAAAUCCUCAUCACGAAGAGAAGAAAAUCGCUAUCUAUCAUCUGACACGGAUCACUCGUUCGAGAAUGGAUAUGGCGUUCACCUCGUCGACAAACCGACGUUUGAACGUGCUAUGUCGUGUGGCAGUUCUGCAAGUGAUGAACCAUCGAGUCCAAGAUCGCCUGGUAGAUAUGUUGGAACUCUAAGAACUCGAAGGCGAGGUGGAUCUGGAAGUAGUAACUCGUCAAUAUCGUCUGCCGAAUUAUUUCACGAAGUUUCACGAUACCCCUCGAUAAAGUUCGAAAAGGAUACGAUGGGUUUAUGGUAUAAACCGAAUAUAUCGCGCGACGAAGCUACGAGCUUAUUGCGAGAGAAGAAACCUGGUGCAUUUGUUGUGCGAGACAGCCAGUCCUAUGAAGGAGCGUUUGGUUUAGCUGUGAAAGUGGAAACUCCCCCACUGGGUGUUCUUCAACAAGUGGGAGGUGACCUUUCUAAAAUUGAUUUGGAUAACGAACUAGUUCGCCACUUCUUGAUCGAACCGUGCAAAAAAGGCGUCCGAUUAAAGGGUAGUAACAACGAACCAGCUUUCCCAAGCUUGGUAGCAUUGAUCUAUCAACAUACGUUGACUAAAAUGGCGCUUCCUGUACCUCUCAUCAUUCCCGAGAUGGACUCCGUCGACGGUGCAGCGAACGGUAUGAAAUCCUCUCUCACUGAAUCUCAACUACUAGAGAAAGGCGCUGCGUGUAAUUUAGUUUAUCUUGGAGCUGUCGGCGUCGAAUCGCUAACUGGCGACGGUGCCGUGCAUUACGCGAUGAACAAAGUAACGUCGCAAAAUAUGACGCAAAAAACAACCACCAUUAAUAUCAAGGUGAACCAACAAGGAAUCACUUUAACUGAUAAUCAGAGGAGACUUUUCUUCCGUCGUCACUACCAAAUGGCAAACGUCAUACACUGUGGUGUCGAUCCAAAAGGACGACAAAUAAAUUUAAAACCGAUUAUCGGAGACGUCGAUCGGGAAGUCGGCUGUUUUGGUUUCGUCGUUCGUAAACAAUCAAAUAAUUCUCAAAAUGAAUGUCACAUAUGCGCUGAAAUGGAUCCUGAUCAACCAGCAUCUGCAGUUAUCAACUUCAUUCACAAAGCUAUGAGAUAUGCUAAGGUCUGAUUAUAAUUCGGAAAAUUGCGGAAAAUACGACAGCUGAUUAUGACAUUUCAUGCCUGAUAAUUUCUAACGUAUAUAGAGCCUGAGAGAACUACAUAGACUUACAGUCGUUAAAAUCACGCCAAUGUGGGUGCACUGAUAUAAAUUGUUCAUGAUGUCUCGUCAUAUACAGUUGGUUCUAUUUUAAUUUAUAACAGCGUUUUAUAUUUUUUCAGUUAUUUUUUGUAUAUUUUUCAUGAGUAAUGUAUUAUAUUUAUAUAUCUUCUUAAAAUUAACCUCGGGUAGAAUGCCAUGGCAACAAUAUUUUAGCACCAGGCUGAGUCUACUGCUCCAUAAAAUUAUAUCCCAAAAAUGUUUUUCCCUAAAUAUAUUUUAUCUUAAAAUUAUUUAUAAACAUAUUCCCUUCUCUAAAGAAAGUGUUUUGUAUUUUAAACUGCAAUUUCAUAUUGCUAGUGCAACCUCGUUUCUAGUCCCAUCUCUUUUAAUCCAGCAUGUGAAUGGUUAAGUUAUCUGAGGAGAAAAAAGGCGAUUUAAGUAUGAGGUUGUCUCUUCCUGUUUAAAUUUAAACUUUAAAAUUUUCACUGUCUCUUAUAUCUAAACAAAAAAAAAUCAAGGUUAGCAACUUUGUUUCCAGACUUCCGAAACAGGAGUGAAAUGAUCUUUGUAAAACGUAUUUAUUGUAAAUAUCAUUUGAAAUUUAAAGAGCUUAUUUUUAUAAACAUUUAUUUUAAGUAUCGACGA